Messenger RNA from Vespa velutina, 10691 nucleotides. RefSeq lists its product as uncharacterized. Bases 701 to 8599 code for a protein of 2632 amino acids. The transcript has 25 exons. Gene Ontology annotation, molecular function: chromatin binding. The record is from RefSeq and is a predicted model, not a curated record. NCBI's taxonomy places the organism in Eukaryota, Metazoa, Arthropoda, Insecta, Hymenoptera, Vespidae.
UCGAACCCUACAAGCCGCAGUUAGUAUUCAAUCGUUCGACGGUGAGCAUGUUGUUGCGUUUUAUCGCGUUACCGGCGGCUCUCUUCUACCGGAAGUGAAGCCUGCUUUCACGCCGGCAUUUCGUGUCCUUUAAGCGCGUCGAAAUUCGUCGGUUCGAAAUAAAAAAAAAAAGAAAAAAAGAAAAAGUAGACGAACGGUGUUGCAGUACAGAUUCAAGAAGACGGAAGAGUGAUAUCGCGCGUUACUGUGUACAUGUGUUGCGUGUACGUGCGUGUAUGUGUAUGUGCGUACGUUUACAUAUGUAGUUCUCGCGGUGCUCCAAAUGUAAUUGACCUUCCUCGAGGGAGGCAAGUGUUACCUCGAGGGAAGAUAUAAGAAGAUCAAACGGUGCUGUGCCAAUCGGUGUUGUUCGUAAAAAAAAAAAAAAGAAAAAAAAAAGAAACUUUUCGCAAAAAUUUCAUAUCACACGUAACAUAUUUAUACGUUCUUCGUUUGAUAUCAAAUGGUUUGUGAGUGGUGAUCGACGUUUUUUUGAGUGAUGAGUGAAUUCAUCGAGUGAACAAGGAUUUAUCGUCGAUUUUUAUCAAAAAAACCGAGGAUUCGAGGUCUUCAGGAUGAUCGGAUUCUAUAUUCCGAAGACGUACGCCUAGUCAUCACAGUGGAGUUCUGCUUAAUCGCAGCCUCGGGAGGGGGUGGUUCGAUGUUGGUCCCUCCCGUGGCCCAAGGCGGGACGGGCGAUCGUCCCGUGGGUGACGCGGGUGGCAGGGCCCAGCAGUCGUCCGGCCCUGCCGGGACAGCAACCCUAUGGCCUCUUGCACCAGCGCAGCCCAAUCAAGUUCCAAAUCAACAGUCACAAGGAAUACCACCCUUGGCUGCGACCCCUGCACCGGCGCACAAUCAAGGUGUGAGCCGUUACGGGUUGUACUCGUUAUUUCCCGGGGGUGGCGGAGGUAGUUACGUCGCGGCCACUCCCGCCACCCCAGGGCCACCCACCCCCGCGCGCGCUUAUCACGCAACAACGCAUAAGGAACGAACAGUUUCAGAGAGCGUAUUCUCUGCUGCUGUUGGCGUUGGUGUUGGUGGAUACACCUGGGGUGCUCCCACGCCACCCCCUGGAUCACCCUACAGCCCUGUCCCUGUGACUCAGCUUGAACUACUCGCCAAGAAUUUGGCGAGUUUGGCGCCUCCUGGUCAACAGGCGUUGAGCCUUCAGGGUGUCGGUGUUAAUGUUGGCAGUCUUCAUCAUGCGCAGCAUACUCAGCAUACGCAGCACACCCUCAAUCUUGCUGGACUUCAUCAUCUGCACCAUGAAGGUCUACAUCAGAACACUUUCUCGCCCCAACUCUCCCUGGUGACCGGUAACGCUCCGACAUUGACGAUCAAUAGCUUUUCACCAAAUUCGACGGGUAACGUCGUGCCGACGACGGGGGUGUUGCUCCAGGAGUAUCAGUCACCGACAGGCUCGACAGCCACCGGUUGUUCCAUCGCAGUGAACGGUUCCUCAUGUCCAACGAGUUCGACGAGUAGCGCGAUGGUCGUCCAGGGUGGCAACCAGGUUGUCCAGACUGCCGCGAAGAAACGAGAAGCCUUCCUCUCGAGUCAAGGUCAACCGGUGAAACUGGAGAACAAGUCGACGAGGCAGCCCUGCGUUUGCAGGAACAGCAACGGUAAAACGAAAGUGGUUCAUUCGGAUGCAGGCUGUAGCAGGACGUUGCCCGUCGCAUCGUCCUGGAAUGGACAGGAUGCGAAUAAUGGCGUUAAUUCUAAUACGAACAAUAAUAGCCUCGUGAAGAGAGAACCUUUGGCCUCAGUGCCAUGUCAGGUUGCAGAGGUUUCGACCUCUCUUCAUGCCACCACUACCUCUGUUAAGAUCGAGCCGGUUCCUCCGAAAUCGGAAAAUGGUAUAGUGGUAUCGAAUGCGAACGCAGGUGGAAUACCAGUUGGAAUUGCAAUGGCAAGACAGAGAUCGCAACAUCAGGAAACCUCGGCGUCCAUGCGGAAUGUCUCCCUCAGUCAUCAUACGUCGCAUCAUGCAAGUUAUCAUCACUUUCAACCUGACAAUCUUGUCCCAUCGCUAGUUUGGGCCCUGUCGUCAGGUUCAUCGAGUACAGCCAUGACGGUAGGCGGCGCUACUCUCGUCCACUGUGGCGGAGGUGGUGGGGAAGAACGUCCGGCCCACCUCGCCAUUCCUUCGGGUGCUUUGGCGCCCUCGUUGAACGCGGCCCUCGGUUCGAGUCUCGGCCCGAAUCUCGGCCCGAGUCUUGGCUCCGGCCUGAAUUCCACCUUGAAUUCCAGCUUGAAUUCCACUCUCGGCAGUACCGCAACGGCCGCGGCCACUACCGCGUGGCCUCCCACGCUUUGGCAGUAUCCGGCCUCGGCCGCGGCCGCUGCCGCCGCUGCUGCCGCCGCAGCUGCAGCGAUGCCCAUGGAACCCGUAGGGUUCCCACAGAUGGGUGUCGGUGUGCAGGGAGGUUUGCAGUUGGUCAGAGAUCCAUCCAGCGGUCAUCUUCUUUUAAUUCACGCAGCCGAACAAAUGCAGCAGGCUGUGGUCUGGCCGAAUUAUCCAAAUCACAAUGGCGGAAACGUAGCACCCCCGUCCCUUUUGUUACCGCCGCCACCACCGUCCCUUCAACUUUUAAGCGACAUAGGCGGCGCUAGAUUGGUCCUUACCGAAAGCAAAAGAAAACAACAGAGCACUUUGCCAAUCGUCAAGAUCGAGGCGGAUUGUGGUACGAGUCCGACAACCAUAAUAAAAAACAUUACGAUAAUCUAUUAUUGCAAGAAAAAAAAUUCACGAGACCAGACAAUGACCACAACGACUGCAACGCAAUCUAAAUCAUCGUCGACGGAAUCGACGAAGGCAUUGCAGAGCGUGACAUCGGUGACGGGCACUCUAGUGCCAGAUGCACCGCUCGUAACGACUCUUCAUUACUACCCACAUGCACCGGCUUUGGUGCAGAUUAGUCAAACGGAGCCCACGCAUUGUAGGUCGCAGCAGCGAAAUGCAUUUAUUUCGAAGGCAACCUCGCCGGUAUCCUGUCUGACACCACCACCAGAAGUGACGACGAUCCAUGCGAUCGAGCCACCGCAAAUGACACCGAUGGUCGGCGUUCAGGAUGCUUCAAAUCAAACGGAAGCGCCAGAAGCCGAACAGGAACAGGAUAUGCCAAUGGAGACUCAGGUGAAACAGGAGCAAAAUCUUAGCCCGUGUCAGCUUCAAUGUGCUAGUACCGCGACGAAUCUUACGACGACUACGACUACUACAACGACGAAUUUGACGAAUCUAACGAAUUUCGAGAUCGUCGCGGCGACUCCAGAAAAGAUGUGCAAUGUCGUCAGGAUAACAACGACAACGACCACGGUCAAUCCUACCGUAUGCGGUAUAGUUGGCAAGGUCGAUAAAGCAGAGAAUACGAUCAUCAACAUGGCUGAUUGUCCAAAAUAUUCUAUCACAAGGGAAUGCAGAAGCGUCACGUCGAUCGAUAGAACGAUCGAACGUGUCGUAAGUCGUCAAGAUGAUUUGGAGCAGGACGAGGAAGAAGAUUCGAGGCACGAUCGUUCGACGAUCAACGAUGACGACGAUUGCUACGAUAAUGGCAGAUCACCGAUAUGCAGAGACGCAAGAACUGGUCCUAGAAUCAUCGAAAUCACCGAGGAAAACUGUGACAGUUUCCAUGAGAAUUUGGAGUUCUUUGGUACGCGACGGGAUCGUUCAACCGAUCGUCUUCGAGAUCGUCGACGAAGUUAUGCGAUCGAUAACACGCAAGAGCAACAUCAAAACCGUGAGGAGGAAAAGAAGAUCAUUGUAGAGGAGCCGAUGAUCGAUCGUAUCGCCGAAGAAUCGAGAGGUACAGUAAUACAUCAAGUUAUCGCCAAACUAUCACCGGAAACGUCUUGUUGCGAGUCACAAAGGAAAGAGGAAAUGUACCCGGAAUCAAAGGUGAUCGUCGAUUCGACGUCGAAUAACGGGCCGCAAUCAAUGACGACGACGACAACGACGACGACUACGUCGUCUCAGAAUAUACCCGAUUGCGAGAGCUGCGGGAAAAAUCGCGAUGUCCGUCCUCAAAUGGUUGUUCAACAAAAUCCAGAAGUGAAGCCGCAAAUCAGUGUGAAAUCUUUCGAUAUGCCUAACAUCGAUUGCGACGAUCAAGAAUUGGAAACUGUGGUUAUCAAGCAGGAAGCCGACGAUGGUUCCUUCGACGAACAAAAUUCAAAAUUUGAGAAUGUAUCGACAAUAGAGAAGCCAAAGGAUUCAAUGAAGAGACAUUCGGUUGAACGAUCUCAUCCAGGUAUCGAGAACGUUGUCGAGAAAUUGAAGAAAAAUGCGGCCGCCGCUAUGCAAGAAUCUUCCUGUCCAUUACAAAAGAUCGAUGAAUCUAAAGAACGUAACGUUGAUAAUUCGCGUUCUAGAAGACACUCGGAAACGAUGCCGAGAAAGUUGGAGAACGGUUUGAAGAAGCAUAUAUUGAGAUCCUGUGAAAAUGAAAAAUUGUUGAACGAGAAACGUGAGAAUAUCGAACGAUCCGAGAUCGAAGGAUCUUCGGAGAAAGAUUCUAGCAGUUUAGCUUAUUCGAGAGAAUAUUUACAUAACGACAAUAAUAACGACAGUAGGAGUAACAAUAACAAUAUCAAGAAUAUAAACGACAAGGAAUACGUCAUCAGGAAAAGGUUAGCAGUUGCCUGCGAGUCGAAGGUCAAGGACGAUGUAUCUGAGGUAAAUGCGAGUCCACCGAAAAAAAGUCGUUUAGAUAGAGCAUCGAAUGCCGAUGACGACACGGUUUUCUUAUCGGCCACCAUUGUCGACAAUCAAAGCACGAAAUUGAAAUUGGCCAUUUCGACGAAGCAAAAAUCGAACGUCGAUCUCAGCGGCUUAGAAUUGCUCUCGAAUAGUAUCGAACAGUUCGAGCAUUUGAAACCGGAGGCACAGAAUUGUUCGACUCCGGAUCUCGAGAAAUCGCCUAGCAGAGGGAAACUGAUCUCUCCUCAGGGUGAGAGCAAUAAUAAUAACGUCGAUAGUCCCCUCGGUUUGCUGUGUGCUCUGGCUGAGCAGAGAUUCAUGGAAGAGGUUGGAGACAAAGUGCCGAGAAAGCUCAAUCUCGAGAGUUCAGAAGAAAUAUCGAGAGCCGGUAGGCUGUUGUUAAAUCUUGGAAGGACGAGUUUGGAGAAGGAAAGAAAGAGAUUGGAUAAAAGAAAAAGUACGGAUGGAGACGAUGAGAAUUAUGAGAAAUCGAAGAGACUUAAAGCCGAUGUUGUAUACGAGACAACAGACGAUGGAAAGAAUUCAUCGAUACGUUAUUACGAGAAAUGUGGUAAAAGUAGAAGACACGGAGCUAGAUUUCAAGAAGACAUGGUAUUCAGAGUGAAAGAGAAACCAAACAGAAGUAUAGAUCUCGCUGAGGAAAAUGGUAUCGACGAUGAGGAAACUUCUUCGUUGGCGGAAAGAUUUGUACGAGAACGUGAACGCGUUCAAAAGUUCGAUAAGGAAAAUAACGAUUUGGAUUAUGAUAGAAAGAAGGAAACAUUGGAACGUUACGAUCAACAGUACGAUCGAUUUUGCGGAAAUGAUAGAUGUUAUCGUGAUGUAUCAAAGGAAGAUGCCUUGACAGAUUCCGAAACGGAAAACGACAAGACAGUUUGUUCUACUACGAGAUUAGAGGAGGAAGUAGAUGUAAAUACGCAAAAAAGACAAGAAUCCAUAGAUGAGAGAAAUAGGCAAGUAAAAUUGGAUGCAAAAGCGAAUGUUGGUAAAAAGUUACAUACGGAGGAAGAUGGGGAUUGGCCAAAUAUGGAUGCAAUGGAGUUGGAUAUGAGAGUGAGAUUGGCGGAUAUUCAAAGACAAUACAGAGAAAAGCAAAAGGAACUAUCGAGGUUGACGCCAAAGAAGGAGGACAAGAGAAGUCCAGGUAGACCGAGAAAGAAGAGCCAUUCAUCGAGUUCCGAACACGGUACUCUCUCUUCUCCUCCCAUUUUGGAACCAGCAGUCCCUUGUCAAAAGUCUCCGUCUCAUUCUCCUGACGGAGCUCCACCGCCAUUAACGUCAGCAGUCUUGGCCAUGCCAAGAUGUAACGUGAAUCUUGUGAAACUCGGUGAACCUCGAAGUCACAUUAAACUUUUGGAUAGUAUACCGAGUAUACCUAUACCAGUACCACCGGUUGCUUCGCCUAUCACGGUUUUACCAACGAGCAAGAUACAAUCAGAGGACGACGACAAGAGUACUGGAAGGAUGGAAUACGAUACAUCUUCGCCAGCACCAACCGUAGCAAGUUCUAGUUCAGCAUCAAAGAAACGUAAAGUUGGCCGCCCCAGAAAACUUAUGUGCACGUCAGGGAAUACAAGACACUUUACAGAAACUAUUGUUGCGAAAAAACCAAAAAGCAAAAGUUCCCUCGUGGGUUAUUUGUUGUCGCCGAAAAACAGGCAUCUUCAAACCAAGUACAUCGCCAAGUCGGGUUAUACUCCCCUACCCUUUAAAACCGGAAUGUUGUCCUUAAAAGCUUCCUCCAAGAAUCACAAAUCAGUCAAGGCGAAGAUGAAACCCGCGAAACAAACUCCGCUGCAUAAUAAAAAUGUCAUCAGUUCGAUUAUCGCGGAGAAGGCUAAACUAAGUCACGAAGUUAAGUUGGAUAAACACAGUAAUAAGGUAAGACCAAAACUGAAAGCCGAGGCAAAGGUAAAAACCUGGGAGGACGACGAGAGUACUGUCGUUGAAAAUAUAUCGUCGGAUACCAUGAGCCAGGAAAUUCUUGAGGAAAAAAAUGUUGAACAACCAGAGGAGGAAGAGAGGGAGGAGGAAGUCGAGAGAGAGAUGGAAAGGAAUAAGCACGAUAAAUCGAAGAAGAAGAAACAAAAGUCUAUCUCGUCGUCCCCGAGUCGACAUAAAUCGAGCGAUCGCGAUAAGAAGGAAUCUAAACGUCGAAAAUCGUCCGAUUGUAAAGAUUGUAAGGAAUGUGCGAAGGUUGCUAAAGCGGAAAGAACAGAAAGCAUUAUUAAUAGAUGUAAGCUAACGUCGGCUCACUUGGCCAUUGAUCAGUUAAGAGUUCUGACGGCUAUGGGUGGUCUCUUUUAUGCCGGAAGACUUAGCGCUGUUCAAGCUCCAGAUGUUUACGCUAUUACUCUUGAUGGCGAACGAGGGAAUAGACCUCAUAUUCAUUCAAGGGAAGAGAUUUUACGGGACGCGAUCGUAGAGGUAUGUCCAAGUUCAACGAAAGAAUUACCACCCGGUACGAGACUUUGUGCUUAUUGGAGCGAGCAAUACAGAUGUCUUUAUCCAGGAACAUCGGUCGAACCUACCGAACCAGAUCCCGAACUCGAUGAGAAAUUUGUCAGUGUUGAAUUCGAUGAUGGCGAUAGCGGUAGAAUAGCUUUGGAUGACAUCAGAUUACUUCAGCCUGAUUAUCCUGUUGUUGAAUACGAUCCAAAUCCUCUUUUAUCUUUGGGCAAACGUCGUCGACAGACCUCGGUUUCGAUAGAAGAUAAAAGAUCGUCCAUAAAUACUAUAUCUGGUACAACAUCGAAUAGUUUAACAUCUACGGUUUCUUCCACAACUUCCUCUCACAUUUCCUCUUUCGAUGGAGCCUCGAUAGAACGGCACAAAACGGAUGAUAUCAGUGCAAAGGCAUUGGAUGAUUAUCGUGAACGUAAGCGUUUGAAGAAGAGGAGAAAGGAUAAAUUGAAGAGACAGCACGAGGCUCAAGAAGGAAAGAAGAAACAUAAGAGGCACAAGGGUUGCGAAGAGCAUAGAAAGCACAAGCAUAGGAAACAUAGAAAGCAUAAGCAUAAACAUAGCCAUCAUUGCAAUCAUAGCGAAGGAAGUCAUAUAAGUAGCGGGGAAAGUUGUUGUGGUCAAAAAAGUGAAGAUGAACCAAAUAAAGAGACUCCGGCAAAGGUUGAAGAGGAAGAGGAAGAGGAAGAAGACGAGGAAGAGGAAGAAGAGGAAAGUGAAGAAAUGACUGUUUUGGAAGAAGAACCUGAACCAGUUCCCGAACCAAUUGAAGUUAUAGUAAGGGAGGAAAAGAUAGAAAAGCCGAAAAAAUCUGAUAAAAAAGGAAAAGUACGAGAGAGACAGGAGUCGGUGGAAAGUCGAAGUAAAAUGGCUGCAUUCUUGCCUGCGAGACAAUUAUGGGGAUGGGCUGGUAGGGGUUACAGGAGACCUGGUGCAAAAGGAAGAGCUAAGAAACAAUUUUUCCGAGCCAUUCAAAGGGGAAACGAAACUAUUCAGAUAGGUGAUAGUGCAGUUUUCCUUUCUACUGGUAGACCAGAUAGACCAUACAUAGGACGUAUAGAGUCUAUGUGGGAAACAUCAAGUUCUAAUAUGAUAGUUAAAGUUAAGUGGUUCUAUCAUCCUGAAGAAACAGUAGGAUGUCCAACCAAUCUAAAGUAUCCGGGUGCUCUAUUCGAAUCCCCUCAUAUGGAUGAAAAUGAUGUACAAACUAUUUCGCACAAAUGCGAAGUAUUACCGUUGGACGAAUAUACAGAAAAACUGGGAAAAGAACCUCAUAGAUAUCUUACCAUCUAUGAUAACAACGAUAUCUACUAUUUGGCCGGAUAUUACGAUCCGACGACGUACCUUCUAUCUAUGCAACCUGGGGUUGUUUGAGAACAGCUAAAGCUGACGAUUAAGUUGACUGGUGUCACUUAAUCGUAGUCAGCCACAAAUUUUGCGAAAUUCAAUUAUAAAUAGCUGUUGUUAAACACUUAACGCAGCUUUUAAACUUGUCGCUGUUGUAUAGCGAUAUGGAAGAAGAAGAAGAAGAAGAAGAAGAAAAAGAAGAAGAAGAAGAAGAAGAAGAAGAAGUAGAAGAAGAAGAAGAAAAAGAAGAAAAGGAAGAAGAAGAGAAGGAAGAAGAAGAAGAGAAAAAGAAAUAUGAUACAGAAACACUGGAUUUAGGAAUCAUGUUCCUAAUACAGAGGUCAUAAUGCAAUAAGGGAUAGAAAGCAAUUUAUUGUUUUUCAUUCUUAUUGUAUGUCUUCUUCAUGUGUUUAUUAAUGAAAAUGGUGUUGAACAGAGGUUAAAUUUAUCAUAUAAGAAUUUGCGCAAGAAGUCUGAAAUAGUCUGCUGUGCAGAAUCUUUUGCGAUAAAUCUUAUUCACUGACUUUGCGAAUUGGAUACCGUUGUCGCAGGUAUCCAAGAAAUUAUAAUAAUUUAAUGCAAGGCACAAGCGCAUUGUAUUUGAAAACAAUUUUUCCCGUAAUCUUUGCACAUUAAUAUUAGCAAGUUUUAUCACAAAAUAUUCACAAAGUGCACACUAUUUUGAGCACACCUUAACAUAUUACGACAAAUGAUUAACGAAUUGGUAUUAUUGAAUAGAAAUUCAUAGCUUCGUAUUAUUGCAAAAAAAAAAAAAAACAAAUGCAUUCAGAUCUUUCUUUAUAAUUUUAUCGAAAACCAAAAAACAAAAAAAAAAAAAGAGGAAAGAAAACAACAGAAAAAAUAAAGGAAGAAAAAUAAAGAAACUGCGAAGAAUUUAGUGAGAAAAAUUCUAUAAAAAUAAUGUUAAUUAAUCAGCUGAAUUUUAUGAUAGUAUACAUAUUGACUGCUAUUAAAAUAAUAUUAUUAUUUUCUUCAUUAUCUGUUAAUAAAAAUCAUUCCCUUAUUAUCUCAAAUAAUGAAUUCUCUUUGAAACUUAUACGUCGUCAAUCAGAAACUGUUUGAAGUUAAUGAAAAAUUUAUUAAUUCAAUGUAUUUUCUGAAAUGUUUUGUGAUAGUGCUUGCUUCAGAUAAAGAAUUAACGGAGGUAUAAUAGACGAACGAAAGACGACAUUGAAACCUACAUGUACGUAUAUUUAUUUCUUGAUAAUUCAAUUUUGUCUGUCAAGAGUAUAGAUAAUGCAUAUUUCAAAGAUAUAUUUGCAAAGAUGGUUAAUCCUUCUUUAGAUCGUUUUAAACGAUUCGAUUAAUAGACAAAAUUAAUCGAAAAACAUUUCCUAAACGUACGGUUGACAAAUUUAUAUACGUACAUAUGUGAUGUAUAUAGGUGUAUAUAAUAUACGUAUAUGCAUUCACACUAUAUUACAUAUUAUAUAUAUAUAUAUAUAUAUAUAUGUAUAUGUAUAUGUAUAUGUAUAUAUAUACCUGCUAUCUUAUAGAACAAAGUUGACCAAAGUGUAAUUCACGGGUUCGGCGAAGCUUUAUUCUGAUAAUCUCUUUUCUAUAACUCUAACAGAGUCUCGUUUUCGACUGUGUCAUCGAUCUAAUACACGUGUGAAAGGCAUAUUUAUAUAUAGGAUGGAAAUUAUUCGUUUAAGAUCACUUGACAAAAUUUCCAUCAAUAAAUUUAUAUUAAGAAACGUAUAAGAUACGGGAAAAUCGAUAAAAGAAUCGAUUUAAAAGGAGGAGUUUGUGUCUUGUAUUUCGUCGAGAAAAUGAAUGUAUGUACAUACGUACGUAUGUAUAUAUAUAUAUAUAUAUAUAUACAUAUAUAUACAUGUACGUAUAUACUUACGUACGCAAAAUGAAAAAGAUCCUCGUUGUAGAUAUUUUUGUAGUCGAUCUGAUACGUCCCUGAUCACUUAUCACUCACGUUAUAUAUCGUGUCUUUAACGCGAACGAAAGGAAAGUUGCAAUAAACGAGUGGCAGGGACUUUCAAAUGCAAAUGGAUUUUCGUUGAUACAAAUUUCGCUCUUUUGUCUGUGUGUAAAUAUUGUAUAUAAUAUAUAUAUAUAAAAAAAAAAAAAAACGUUAAAAUAA